AUGUCCAUCAUCAACUUCCAAUCUCUCAUUUGCGUUUCACUUCUCCCCAUCCGCGGACUUCCUCCUCUUUUCUUCUAUGUUUUUGUUGAAAGCCCACUAGCUGCACCAUCAACCAACCUCCUUUUAAUUGACGGAGCAGUCCUUCUAGAUUCCCGUUGGCUAGUACCCAUAGUUCGGGAUAAAGCUGACGUGAUUCCGCAGAAUUCCUAUUCAUCCCGUCAGACUAAAGUCGAAUCUGAUGGCAAUGUCUGA
Messenger RNA from Botrytis fragariae, 252 nucleotides. RefSeq lists its product as uncharacterized. The record is from RefSeq and is a predicted model, not a curated record. Lineage: Eukaryota; Fungi; Ascomycota; Leotiomycetes; Helotiales; Sclerotiniaceae. Bases 1 to 252 code for a protein of 83 amino acids. The transcript is spliced from 2 exons.